CACGUGCGCCUGCUCCCUCCGGCUCCGGCUCCGGCUCCGGCACGGCGGCUGCAGCACCGCCCGCACCAUGCCGCCGCUGCCGCCGAGCUCGCGUCCCGCGCCCCUGCCCCUGCCGUUGCCCUGACCCGCGGGGCAGCGCCGGCCCGGGGCUCCGCGAUGAUGAGGCGCCGCCGCUACCUGCUGGACAGGGCGGAGCAGGCGGGCGGCGAGCAGCGCCCGCCGCCCCGCGCCCGCGACUGGCUCUACGAGUCCUACUACUGCAUGAGCCAGCAGCACCCGCUCCUCGUGUUCCUGCUGCUAAUCGUCAUGGGCGCCUGCCUGGCGCUGCUCGCCGUCUUCUUCGCCUCGGGGCUGGAAAUUGAAGAUCAUGUGGCAUUUUUAAUAACUGUUCCAACCGCCCUAGCAAUUUUUUUUGCUAUAUUUAUCCUCGUCUGCAUAGAAUCUGUGUUUAAGAAGCUGCUUCGUAUUUUCUCGCUGGUGGUCUGGGUAUGCCUUGUUGCCAUGGGAUAUCUCUUCAUGUGUUUUGGGGGUAUCAUCUGUCCCUGGGACCAGGUAUCAUUUUUCUUGUUCAUUAUUUUUGUGGUAUAUACCAUGCUGCCCUUCAACAUGAGAGAUGCUAUAAUUGCCAGUGUCUUGACCUCUGCUUCCCACACCAUUGUGCUCAGCAUUUGUCUCUCACGUACAGACAUCAUAAAGGAACACUUGGUCUGGCAGAUAUUGGCAAAUGUUAUCAUCUUCAUCUGUGGAAAUCUGGCAGGUGCUUAUCAUAAGCACCUCAUGGAGCUUGCUUUACAGCAGACAUAUCAGGACACUUGUAACUGCAUCAAGUCUCGCAUCAAGUUAGAAUUUGAGAAGCGGCAACAGGAACGUCUUCUACUUUCUUUACUGCCUGCUCACAUUGCUAUGGAAAUGAAAGCAGAGAUUAUUCAGAGGUUACAAGGUCCCAAAGCAGGUCAGCUGGAAAAUACAAACAACUUUCAUAAUUUGUAUGUCAAGAGGCACACCAAUGUGAGUAUUUUGUAUGCUGAUAUUGUGGGGUUCACUCGCCUGGCCAGUGAUUGCUCACCUGGGGAACUGGUACACAUGCUUAAUGAACUCUUUGGCAAGUUUGACCAAAUAGCAAAGGAAAAUGAAUGUAUGAGAAUUAAAAUUUUAGGCGACUGCUACUACUGUGUGUCUGGAUUACCUAUCUCUCUUCAAAAUCAUGCCAAAAAUUGUGUGAAAAUGGGACUGGACAUGUGUGAAGCCAUAAAGAAGGUCAGAGAUGCCACUGGAGUUGAUAUUAAUAUGCGUGUAGGGGUGCAUUCUGGAAACGUCCUUUGUGGUGUUAUUGGGCUACAGAAAUGGCAGUAUGAUGUAUGGUCCCAUGAUGUUACACUGGCAAACCACAUGGAAGCUGGAGGUGUUCCAGGCCGUGUUCACAUUACUUCAGUCACUCUGGCGCAUUUGAAUGGAGCUUACAAAGUGGAAGAAGGGGAUGGAGAUGCCAGAGACCCAUAUCUGAAAGAACAUAAUGUUAAAACCUACUUUGUGAUCAAUCCCAAGGGAGAAAAACGAAGCCCACAGCACCACAUCAGACCCAGGCACACCCUAGAUGGAGCUAAGAUGAGAGCCUCAGUUCGCAUGACCCGGUAUCUCGAAUCGUGGGGAGCAGCCAAGCCGUUUGCACACUUACACCACAGGGACAGCAUGACCACGGAAAACGGCAAGAUUAGUACCACAGAUGUUCCUAUGGGCCAAUAUCAUUUCCAGCGUUGCAGAGAAAGAACAAAAUCACAGAAGAAAAGGUUUGAAGAAGAGCUAAAUGAGAGGAUGAUUCAGGCCAUUGAUGGAAUCAAUGCUCAAAAGCAAUGGCUUAAAUCUGAAGACAUUCAGAGAAUAUCAUUACUUUUCUAUAACAAAACUCUGGAAAAAGAGUACCGAGCCACAACUUUGCCUGCCUUCAAGUAUUAUGUGACGUGUGCAUGCCUGAUAUUCUUCUGCAUUUUUGUUGUGCAGAUUCUGGUAUUACCAAAAACAUCUAUUCUUGGAAUUUCCUUUGGGGCUGCAUUUCUCUUGCUUUCCUUCAUUCUUUUUAUAUGUUUUGCUGGACAGCUUUUGCAAUGCAGCAAGAAAACCUCAGCCUCACUAUUGUGGAUACUGAAAUCAUCUGGAAUAAUUGCCAACCGUCCUUGGCCACGAAUCACUCUUACAUUGACAACUACUACUAUAAUACUAACAAUGGCCAUAUUCAAUAUGUUUUUCCUGGAUGAUGCUGCGAUAGGUUCUGUCUCCAUUCUAAAUUCAUCAAAUGCAAGUUACCCUAAUUCGAGUGAUCAAACUCUAUGGUAUACACAAAACAGUAAUUUUUUCCUACCGUACUUCAUAUACAGCUGCAUUUUGGGACUGAUUUCCUGUUCUGUUUUUCUGCGAAUAAAUUAUGAGUUGAAAAUGGUGAUAAUGUUGAUUGCAUUGGUGGUCUACAAUGUCAUUCUCCUGCACACUCAUGGCUCCAUGCUGGAUGAUUACAUCAAAUUCCUAUAUGCAGUGGUGCCUUUGGAAAGGCCAGGAAUACUGAAGGACCUGAAGACAAUGGGCUCUGUGUCUCUAUUUAUAUUCUUUGUCACUUUACUGGUCCUUGGUAGACAGAAUGAAUAUUACUGUAGGUUAGACUUCCUGUGGAAGAACAAAUUCAAAAAAGAGCGGGAGGAGAUUGAAACCAUGGAGAACCUGAAUCGGGUGCUUCUGGAGAAUGUGCUUCCUGCUCACGUAGCCGAACAUUUCUUGGCAAGGAACCUGAAGAAUGAGGAUCUAUAUCAUCAGUCAUAUGACUGUGUCUGUGUCAUGUUUGCCUCUAUUCCGGAUUUCAAGGAAUUUUACACAGAAUCUGAUGUGAAUAAGGAAGGUUUGGAAUGCCUCAGACUGUUGAAUGAGAUCAUCGCUGACUUUGAUGAUCUGUUGUCUAAGCCAAAAUUCAGUGGAGUUGAAAAGAUCAAGACUAUUGGAAGCACGUACAUGGCUGCUACAGGACUGAGUGCUACACCCAACCAAGAACACAGUCAGGAGCCAGAACGACAGUACCUGCACAUUGGAACUAUGGUGGAGUUUGCAUUUGCCUUAGUGGCAAAGCUGGAUGUCAUAAACAAGCAUUCAUUCAAUGACUUCAAGUUACGAGUAGGCAUUAACCAUGGACCUGUAAUAGCCGGAGUCAUUGGAGCUCAAAAACCACAGUACGACAUUUGGGGUAACACAGUAAAUGUGGCUAGCAGGAUGGACAGCACAGGCAUUCUAGAUAAGAUACAGGUUACAGAGGAGACAAACAACAUCUUGCAAACACUCGGGUAUAUGAGCACUUGCAGAGGAAUAAUAAAUGUAAAAGGCAAAGGAGAACUGAAGACCUAUUUUGUACAUACUGAAAUGACAAGAUCCCUUUCACAAGGAAAUGUGACAUCCUGAAGAAUAUUUGUAGGUGUCAACUAUAGCAUAUUUUCAGGAAAGUAUCACGCACUUUUUUACUCCAUUUUGGCCCUUAACAUGAACAUGCGUGUUAUUUUCUGAUAUGUGGCACUUAUUUUAAUAUGGCUGCAGAAUAGUCCCAUGGUCCAUCAUUACACACCUCAGUAUUCUUAUAUUCCAGGACAGUUGUGAUGUGUGCUAUAGGACUGGAAGACUAUAUUGCCAUUUGGGUUGUUGCUCCAAAGCAAGAAGAAAAGAAUCAGGGAUUGAGAAAGAGACUGAAAACGAAGGGACUGAUACAGAAGGGACUAAAAGAAAAUGGUUGUAAUAAACAACACAAAAAAAUCAUAAGGCAAUAAAGCUAGGGGUGCGUAAUAUUUUCUGAUGCAUGGUGUUUUCUGGAAAAAUGCGGUAGCCUCCCUAAUAGCAUCCACUAGCCUGAUAUUACAAUAUACAGUAUUUGUAAAUAACUUGAUUCUGUUCCGCCAUACACAGUUUGGAUGUUUCACCAGUUGCAUCUCAUAGGCAGUGACACGUCGGGGGCACCUUGUUGGCAUUCUUUCCUGGAGACAGUCCUCACACUGCAGGACCAGUUUUGUACAAACGUGUCAAAUGUUUUGAUGCCAUUGUCUUUUGUAAAGUUAAUUCAUUAAAAGUUUAUAUGUACUUUGUCUUA
Messenger RNA from Alligator mississippiensis (American alligator), 4111 nucleotides. It is a transcript of the gene ADCY2, whose product is annotated as adenylate cyclase 2. Gene Ontology annotation, cellular component: plasma membrane. The coding region runs from base 157 to 3435 and encodes 1092 amino acids. Gene Ontology annotation, molecular function: adenylate cyclase activity. The record is from RefSeq and is a predicted model, not a curated record. NCBI's taxonomy places the organism in Eukaryota, Metazoa, Chordata, Crocodylia, Alligatoridae. Gene Ontology annotation, biological process: intracellular signal transduction; adenylate cyclase-activating G protein-coupled receptor signaling pathway; adenylate cyclase-inhibiting G protein-coupled receptor signaling pathway. The transcript has 25 exons.